UUUUUUUCCCUACAUACAACUGGCGACAGCAACAAUUGUCUGGCAAGAUACCACAGAAAAGUAGGAAAUUGCGAAUCGACAAUGUCUCACCCUCCCGAUCCAAAUACGACCCAGGGAGCUCGCCAGGUCACAGCAACCUUUGGCGAUGACUAUGACGCAGAGUCAUCGUUGCCAGCAGCGCAUGAGCAGCAGCCUCUCUUGCGACCAGAAGAUGAUGCGGCAGCAUGGAAGCCACCCAGAGGUUUUGUAUGGAUUCAAAUCGCCAUCAUGUCGAAUGUGUUUCUCUCGGGGUUCGAUGGAACUAUCACGGCUUCAACCUAUGCCGUGAUCAGUUCGGAGUUCAAUGCGGCCAAUACGGCCUCGUGGUUGACGACCUCGUAUCUCAUCACUAGCACUGCCUUUCAGCCAUUGUACGGUCGCCUGUCUGAUAUCUUUGGAAGAAGAGCGUCUUUCUUUACGGCCACUAUCUGCUUCAUGGCUGGAUGUCUAGGAUGUACGUUGGCGAGGGAUGUCCUUGUUCUCAAUCUGAUGAGGGCAUUGACGGGUAUUGGAGGUGGAGGAUUGAUGACCAUGGCCACAAUUGUCAACUCUGAUCUCAUUCCAUUCAGAAGGCGCGGAAUGUACCAGGCCACACAGAAUGUGCUUCACGGCUUUGGAUCGAUCUGCGGCGCUUCGUUUGGAGGGACGAUCGUAGAUUCAAUUGGAUGGCGUUGGUGUUUCCUGCUACAGGUCCCAAUUUCUAUUUUUGCUCUGGUGACCGGUCAUCUCGUGCUCAAGCUUCCUAGAAGGGAUGAUUACGGACAGUCUAGCCUCGGCUUCCGAGCGAUCUGGAAGUAUGUCGAUUUGUCUGGUGCAUGUCUUCUGAUUCUUGGACUUUCGAGUCAGUUGGUUGGACUGAGUCUGGGUGGAAAUGUGCUUCCUUGGAGUAAUAUUUGGGUCAUUCUAUCGCUGGUGGCAAGCGUGAUUCUCCUGGCGAUCUUCAUGGUCAUUGAAGCGAAGACGACCGCAAUUCCUCUAAUUCCCCCGAGGAUGUUGCAGGGAGUUUUGCCCAUCGCCACUCAGGUUGCCAAUGUUUGUGUUGGAAUGGCUGCUUAUGCUUUCCUCUUCACUCUUCCUCUGCUCUUCCAAGUAGUCCUGCUGGAUUCAGCCACCAAGGCCGGUGCAAGACUAGCUAUCCCAUCCUUGGCGACACCGAUCGGUGGACUUAUUUCUGGAAUUGUUAUGUCACGAUGGGGCAAAUUGGCUUAUCUUGUACGUCUUGGCUCGGUGUUGAUGUGUAUUGGGAAUCUACUUGUGAUGGCCCUGCAAUUCAACGAUUCGGGAUGGAAGUACUUUGCCUAUGUGAUUCCCGCCAAUUUGGGACAGGGCAUCGUGUACCCGGGGAUUCUAUUCACCUUUUUAGCUGCAUUCGACCAUGCUGACCACGCCGUGUCUGCAUCGACUGUCUAUCUCGUUCGUUCGCUAGGAACCGUCUGGGGCGUUGCGAUAUCGUCCGCAAUUGUCCAAAACACAUUAUACUCAGGCCUUCCAGAGGCCUUGAGUGAAAUACCAGAUAAAUGGAAAGUAACACCUUCCUUGCUCCCGCAUAUUAUUGAUGAUAUCCGGCACUCGGUGUCUGCGAUUCAUGAUUUGCCCCCGGAUAUCCAGAUGGCUGCUCGAUUGGUUUACUACAAAGGAAUUCGACUUUCUUUCCUUGCGUCUGGUAGCUUUGGACUGAUUGCGACCGUUGCUGCGUUCUUUACCAAGGGCAAGGGGUUGAGUCGAUCGAAUGAAUAGAUAGACUCGACUAGAUGCUGGAGAGUAAAGGUAAGUUUGAGAUGGAUUAGGGGAUGGAUAGUGUGAGACAGGGCGAAGAAGCUAUACUAGAUGACACCAUCUAGCUGAGUCUAGAAGAAUGAGAUUGAG
This is a messenger RNA of Aspergillus wentii DTO 134E9, 1905 nucleotides long. Its product is annotated as MDR family MFS transporter. The record is from RefSeq and is a predicted model, not a curated record. The transcript is spliced from 6 exons. Lineage: Eukaryota; Fungi; Ascomycota; Eurotiomycetes; Eurotiales; Aspergillaceae. Gene Ontology annotation, molecular function: basic amino acid transmembrane transporter activity. Gene Ontology annotation, biological process: basic amino acid transport; transmembrane transport. Gene Ontology annotation, cellular component: fungal-type vacuole membrane. The coding region runs from base 82 to 1776 and encodes 564 amino acids.